UUGACAUUUCCAAAUCUGCAUAUUUGUUAACCUUCAACGCUUUAACUGAUUAUCCUUGAUGUUUAAGAAAACAAGUUAUUGUGAAAUUUAAAAAUCCUAAGAUGUCAAUUCUCAUCCAUUUCGUUCGAAUAUUCGAUGAUGAAUGUACCCAAAAAUAAUUUUAAGAGUUUUCCGAACCUUAGUGGAAAUUUUCAUUGCAUUUCUAAAAAUGUGUGCGAGUGUGGAUGAAUCUAGUAAUGAACCAAAAAUAUACAAAUUUCUCCCUUUCAAGUAUGAAGAAAUAGUUCCAAGUAAUGGAAGUAGAAUACCACUAGCUAGAAGUGGUCAUAGGAUAGGAGCAGACUCAUGUAAUUUCUACUCGUUCGGUGGAUACAAUCCUUUGAUCACACAUGACGAGACCAACAGGGAACAUGACGAUUUUUUGGAAAAUUCUUUUCCCCUGUUUCAGGAAUUGUGGAAGUUUAAUUUUGCAUCCAAAACGUGGGUUCGUUAUCCAAACAGCGAGACCCUACCUGUUGAAUUAGCUUCCAAUGCAUUAUUGCUACAUGGAAACUUAUUGAUGGUUUACGGAGGUACUGGUUCGCCAUUUGGUUAUCGAUGUAGUAACCAACUGUACAUUUGUAAUAUUAGUGAGGAAGAUGCCAAAAUGGCAGAAAUUAAGGCUUGGGGGAAAUUUCCUCUACCUUUAUAUGGACAAGCUCUCGUAUACCAUAAUGAGUGUUUGUAUACGAUAGGUGGAACAACUGGAUUGUCAUAUACCUGUGAUAUACAUAGAUUAGAUUUACAUAAUUAUGAAUGGAGAGAAGUGUUUUUAAGUAAAGGGCAAAUAAAUAAUGAUGAACCCGAGGGCAGAUAUAGACAUGAAGUGGCUUUUGACGGUGAGAAUAUAUUCAUACUGGGAGGUGGAACUGCACAAUUAGUAUAUGAUUUUGAAGAUCUACCUACCUUUAAUCUUGAGAAAAAAUGCUGGAAGACCACCAAAACCUUGAAGGAUAUUAGUUAUGGGGCUCCUGCUCCUCGAAGAUGCCACGGAGCAGCUCAAAUAGACAUUGAUGGCAUACAUCAAGUAUUCAUAACCGGAGGACAUGAUGGAGAAAGGAUAUUUGAUGAUUUAUGGAGGCUCAAUUUGAAGACCUACCAAUGGACGUACUUUCCAAAAUGCACUCUGCCAAGAGAGGUUUAUUUUCAUGCAACCGCAUCAACCCCGGAAGGGAGGUUGUAUGUUUUCGGUGGUAUUUACAGUGACGAGGAGAAUUUCAUUAGAACGAAUUCAAUUUAUUCCACAUGGCUGUGCAUACCUAAAUUAAGUGAAAUGUGCUGGGAAGCGGUUCUGUUGUAUUUUCCUCAUAUUGUUUGCUGUGACCAUAACGAGUUACUCAACGUAGGCCUACCAAGAAAUUUUGUCAAACGUUUACCCAACAAAAACUCUUCUAUUGUUUACUGAUCAACAUUAAAUAAUUUUGAAAAUAA
This is a messenger RNA of Coccinella septempunctata (seven-spotted ladybird), 1470 nucleotides long. It is a transcript of the gene slim, whose product is annotated as kelch domain-containing protein 10. Lineage: Eukaryota; Metazoa; Arthropoda; Insecta; Coleoptera; Coccinellidae. The record is from RefSeq and is a predicted model, not a curated record. The transcript is spliced from 4 exons. Gene Ontology annotation, biological process: positive regulation of stress-activated MAPK cascade. Bases 143 to 1444 code for a protein of 433 amino acids. Gene Ontology annotation, molecular function: protein binding.